This is a messenger RNA of Suillus bovinus, 1242 nucleotides long. RefSeq lists its product as uncharacterized. The transcript is spliced from 21 exons. The coding region runs from base 229 to 1242 and encodes 337 amino acids. NCBI's taxonomy places the organism in Eukaryota, Fungi, Basidiomycota, Agaricomycetes, Boletales, Suillaceae. The record is from RefSeq and is a predicted model, not a curated record.
GUCUCCUCAUUCAUUUUUGCUGGGGCCUACACGGAUGCCGUUGGAUCGUAUUACCUCUUGGAAUGCUGGGCCUUAUGACCACCGUAUUAAACCCGUGCUUUUCGCCCGUUUUCAACCUCUUGUCGUUUCCCCUCACGCUCGCUGUUUCUUCAUCCUUUGUGCCGUCUUUCGUCGUUUCUCUUAUUCCAGUCACGGUUAUUCUUCUUACACACAGACUUCUUGUGCAUUAUGGUUAGCGUGCCUGCAACGUAUGGCGCCAUUCUUGUGGGUGGUUUUGUGGCCGCUGCACUUUCGGGGAUCGUUACAGUACAAUCAUUCAUUUACAUUAAGCUAUACCCUACAGAUCUAGCCUGGAGGAAGGCCGUUGUUGCUGCGAUAUGGCUUUUGGACAGUGUUCAUACCGCACUGGUUUGUGCGUCGAUAUGGAUUUAUCUAAUACAGAACUUUGGCGAUGCAUCGAAGAUAAAUGAUAUACCUGACACCGUGGCGAUGACAAUAGCACUGACUGCGAUAUUGACGUUCAUUGUCCACUGCUUUUUUGCUCAUCGCAUACAUAAACUGAGCCAUAGUGAUUGGCGCAUCACCGGCCCUAUCUUGGUCUUCGCAUUUUUGCGGUUAUGUUCCGCCUCUGUAACGACGGCCGAAAUGAUUCAUCUGAAGACCUUUACAGAGUUCAAGCUGGAGUUCCGAUGGGUUUUCACGUUGGGUCUCGCACUGUCAUCUCUCGUCGACAUUCUCAUUGCGGUAUUCCUUUGUCACUCGCUGCGAUCUAACCGCAAAGCUUCUUCAAGUAUGGACUAUGUCAUAAAUUCCGUCAUUUUAUAUACAUUGGAGAAUAAUUCUCUCACCAGUGCCGCAACUGUCAUCUCCAUGGUUUGCUGGCUUGUAAUGCCUACCAACCUCAUUUUCAUGGGGCUGCAUUUCGUCAUUAGUAAACUGUAUGCGAACUCCCUGUUGGCCACAUUGAACGCUCGGAAGCAACUCCGGCAAGAGCGAGCCCAGAGAGGCUUGUCGGCAGAACUCCCUUUAGCAUUUCCGGGCUUGACACCAUCAAGUCGCUUCCGCCAAAACCAUGACUGUUCGCGGAUGGAUGCUGUUGCAGCCAAGCUGGAAAUCAACGUCGAAAAAACUGUGGAGUAUGAGGUAGAUGUAGACGUGGCGACUCCUCACUCUCCAUCUCCUUCGUCGAUCUCCCCGAAAGCUUCCUCCCAUCCAUCUGAAGCGAUGUCACAGAUGGUUUAG